AUGUCGGUCAGAUUUCGUCUGUUUGUUACGGUCAUCAAGUCAUCUUUCAUCGCGGAUCGACUGUCGGCGGCGGCCAUUUUGUCGCGGACGGAACUGCAAACAAUCCGCUCGAAACUGGAGCGAGUUUCGAGGGCGCGUGAUACUUCUCUUCGGCGGCGCGUGUCGAAGAAAGUUCGCGCUCCACGCCUAGGGAUGUACACAAUCGGU
This is a messenger RNA of Iphiclides podalirius (scarce swallowtail), 207 nucleotides long. The record is from the annotation of a GenBank genome assembly. Lineage: Eukaryota; Metazoa; Arthropoda; Insecta; Lepidoptera; Papilionidae.